CCCCAUAUCCCACACCCACGACCAAAUGUCCCCGCCGAGGCGCCUCGCCGUGCUCCACUCCCACCUCCGGCCCGAGGGCCCGGCGCCUCCCGCCGGCAGAGGCGAGAAUGAGCUGACGGAAGGGCAGGAAGCAGUGGUAUCUACCUCUCCGUGCGCCGUCGCCGGCGACGACAGCCGCGGCGCGGCGGCCGGUCCGGUGGGGGAUGGGGAGCUGGAGACCUGCGUAUUCUGCCGGAUCAUACGCGACGAGGCGCCAGCUUUCAAGGUCUACGAAGACGAUGUCUGCCUCUGCAUAUUGGAUUCUCAUCCAUUGGCUCCUGGGCAUUCCUUGAUAAUUCCAAAAUGCCAUUUUUCAUCACUCGAGGCCACCCCACCUACUGUUGUAGCAGCCAUGUGUUCCAAAGUACCUUUUCUUAGCAAUGCGAUUAUGAAGGCUACUCAGUGUGAUUCAUUCAACUUGGUGGUCAAUAAUGGAGCAGCUGCGGGACAAGUUAUUUUCCAUACCCAUUGCCACAUAAUUCCUCGUAAAUCGGGUGACGAGUUGUGGCCUACAGAGAGCUUUAGAAGGAGCUCCAUUGAGCCAAAUGAAACCUCAAAUCUUAUUAGCUGCAUCAAGGAACAGCUUGAUUCUUCUCUGAAGACUGUAAAAACUGAAGCGGCGAUGCAGAGCUGAUUCAGUUGUCCAGUCAAGUACAUAAGUACAUAAUAUGCGUUGGUGGCAUAUUUGAAGCAAUUCAUCUGUUUAUAACGAAACUUAAGUGUCAUGUUUGGAGUUGAGAAUUGCUCGAUAGUUUAUAACGUGCUUCGAUAUACGUUUAGCAGUUUCAAUAGGACUGAUACCGUAAGCACUGUAUAAAAUAUUGCAACCGAGCUAAAUAAGGUCGAGUUAUGCCUA
Molecule: messenger RNA, 895 nt
Organism: Lolium rigidum
Lineage: Eukaryota; Viridiplantae; Streptophyta; Magnoliopsida; Poales; Poaceae
Product: adenylylsulfatase HINT3-like
Exons: 7
Coding region: 26-673 (215 amino acids)
Biological process (GO): sulfur compound metabolic process; purine ribonucleotide metabolic process
Molecular function (GO): adenylylsulfatase activity
Source: RefSeq, a predicted model, not a curated record